AUGGUUAAUCUUUUGUGCCCCUUUAAACAAUACUACAAACAGAACACCAAAAGUGAGAGAAACAAAAUUACACAGCACAAAACGAAGAGAUAUAAAUUGCACCUUUUAUUUGAACCAAGUAAUAAACAUCUUUUUGAAGCUAGAUUAGAAAAGAAACUAAAUGAGGUGAAAAGAAAUAUAGAUAUAGAACAAGAAUACAACAACCUCAAAACGAUAAUAAAACAAAUUGCUUACGAAGUAUUAGGAGCAGAGAACAACGACAAAAAACACCACAAACCACCAUAG
Messenger RNA from Diabrotica balteata, 285 nucleotides. Lineage: Eukaryota; Metazoa; Arthropoda; Insecta; Coleoptera; Chrysomelidae. The record is from the annotation of a GenBank genome assembly.